Hypanus sabinus (Atlantic stingray) is the source of this 6177-nucleotide messenger RNA. Its product is annotated as desmoglein-2-like. Gene Ontology annotation, cellular component: desmosome; plasma membrane. Gene Ontology annotation, molecular function: calcium ion binding. The record is from RefSeq and is a predicted model, not a curated record. The transcript is spliced from 16 exons. Gene Ontology annotation, biological process: homophilic cell-cell adhesion. NCBI's taxonomy places the organism in Eukaryota, Metazoa, Chordata, Chondrichthyes, Myliobatiformes, Dasyatidae. The coding region runs from base 93 to 3479 and encodes 1128 amino acids.
GGAGCCGUCGCCCAGGUACGGCCUGUCCUGUAUGUACUUGCGCACAGUUAGGUCAAGCAGCGGGCUGUGGGCGCCAACACCGGGCUGGGACAAUGCACAGGCGACCCUGCUGGACACGAGCAGUUCUUAUCAAUUUACUACUUUUACUGGUAUGCUAUAGAGACGGACAGUGCUGCCAAAGAGGUUUUCUCAGAAGUGAUGUUGAAGCAUUAGUUACACCACAAGUUAACAAGGGACAAGUGAUUCUGACAGUGCCGCUUCACGACUGCAGUUUGGAGAGAAACGUCAGGCUAAACACCAGUGACGGCGGCUUUGAAUUUCAUCAGAAUGGAUCCAUAACUGCCACUCGGUCUGAAAAUAUUGAUGCAACACGCAAGUUUAUAGUGUGGAUGACUGAUGUCAACAGUGGAGAAAUAUGGGUGGUCAAUAUCCUGUUAAAGACAAAGUCUGAAAGGAGAGGAAUCCAAGUCAUCCGAUUUCCAGCCAGGAGGACCUCCCACCGACAGAAGCGAGAGUGGAUCUCUCCACCUAUCGAUGUUCGAGAAAAUGAACCCCCGAUGAAUAAUCCCAUUGCCAUUUUAAGGUCGGAUUAUGAUACCAAUUAUCGUAUCACCUACAAGAUUACUGGACCUGGUGCUGACGAGCCACCAAUGCCUGGGCUCUUUAAGAUUGAUCCCCACAAUGGCCAUCUAUACAUCACAAGAAAAGUGGAUCGUGAAGUCACUCCAAACUUCACUAUUAUCGGUCUUGCCUAUGAUCAAUAUGGAACAAAAAGGGAAACUCCAAUUGACCUCUUUAUUAAUGUACUUGAUAUCAAUGACAACGCUCCAGAAUUCAACCAGACAGUAUUUGAGGGGAGUGUUGAAGAACUCAGUUCACCUGGUACCACUGCACUUAUGAUAAGAGCAACAGAUAAAGACAUUGGUGAAAAUGCCAUUGUUUCUUAUAGAGUUACUAACAACAUUAAGAAAAUGUUUGCUAUCAGUUCGGAAGGGGAGAUUCGAGUAACAGACCCUCACCUGGACCGGGAGACGCAAGAUUUGUAUUCCUUACGUAUUGAAGCACGGGACUUAGGAGGAAAUAUUAAUGGAUUAAGUACAACUGCCACAGUACGCAUCAAAAUUUUGGAUGUUAAUGACAAUAUUCCCACAAUGGAGAAAACUAAGUAUGAAGUAACUGUGGAAGAAAAUUUGAAAAGUGUAACACUCCUCCCCUUGAAAGUAGAGGACAAGGAUCUGGAGUUCACUGAUAACUGGUUGGCACAUUUUACCAUCAUUGAAGGUAACGAAUAUGAACACUUCAGGAUUGAAGUGGAUAAUCGCACCAAUGAGGGAAUUUUGAUACUCCAGAAGGAAUUAGACUUCGAAGAAAUGGAGCAUAUUCAUUUAGUUAUACGAUUAUCCAACAAGGUACCAUACCACCACACAGUACCUAAAGACAUUAUAGCACAGCCCAUUGACAUAAAGGUCAUUGUCAAAAAUGUUGCAGAAGGCAUUGUAUUUAAGCCCAGCAAACUGGUGACAAAGAUCUCUGAAAGCUUGGACAUUAAGCAGUGUAAAGUCAUUGGCAUUUAUUCAGCGGUGAGUGAAGACACAGGGCAGCCACUUGAAAUGACAAAGUACGCAAAGGACAAAGAUGUGGCUAACUGGUUAAUUAUUGACUCAGAAACUGGAAAGGUUACCAUCGAUGGUAUGAUUGACCGGGAGUCUGAGUAUGUGAUUGAUGGGAAGUACACUGCAACAGUUCUGGCUAUCAGCAAUGAGCGAGGCUCUUCUGUCACCGCCACUGGAACCAUCGUGAUUAACGUGGAAGAUAUCAAUGACCACAUGCCAAAAUUUAGUAACACACAACCCUGCAUGUGCAGCCAGGCGAGAUAUUUGAAUGUCACUGCUUACGAUGCUGAUGGUUCUCCGUUUGGAGCACCUUUCCACUUCAACGUACAGUCCAAUCAAAUGUGGAAGCUGGGCCGGACAGAUGCAACCAGUAUGCAGUUGGUUCCAUUAAAACAUUUAUGGCCCGGAGUAUUUUCUGUGCCGGUGUGGAUCGAAGAUGCUGACAGAAAAGGACACACAGUUACUCUUAAGGUCUAUGUCUCUGAUUGCGACGAGAUCGACUAUUGUUCUUCUCAGAAGUUGAUUCAGUCAAAAGUAGAGCUUGGAGGUGUUGCUGCGGCACUGAUGAUCCUGCCUGUGCUACUGAUGCUGCUACUUCUUCCUUUGCUACUGCUGUUUUGCAAAUGUGGCAGUGGAUUUGGUGGGAAAAAUACCUUCAUCCUCGAUGAGACAAACAGAAUUGAUGGUACUCUGGGACAAAGCAGCAUUGAGGGAGGAGGACAAGUAGAUACGCUGCUACCACAGAUGUUUCAUUCAGAGAAAUCAGAAGAGUGGGUCGGUGAGGAGCCCAUCGAACCAACAGGUGUGGGGUUUGACCUUAUUCAUUUACCUGGGAAAACUAAAAACAGUUCAUGGUGGACUCACAGGAGAAAUGAAGGAACUUCAAUGGAGGAUUCGAUGUAUGUUGAUGGCCACAGGAAAGCAAUGUGGGAUCGACGUCCAUUUGAAAGCUGGAGAACUAGCACUAGUUUCGAAGGCUUCAUGCUGAGUGGUGCAUCCAAGUCCUUUGUGGAUCGAUACAUUAAUCAGAAGAGCCACGCCCUUGCUCAAGAGUGGAUAUCUCAGCCUUCAGAUGAUGGUCUACUCGUUUACAACAGUGAAGGAACAAACUCGCCUGUGGGUUCUCUGGGCUGUUGCAGCCUUAUUCAAGAAGGUCCUUUAGAUGACUCCUUUUUGAAUGACUUGGACCCAAAGUUCAAGAUGCUGGCAGGAAUCUGCAGUGGUGAGUUGGUGAAAGGAGCCUCUGAAGUGGCUACUUCCACAAAGUGGGAGCAGAAGAGCAGCUCUCAAACCUUGAUCCAACAGAAGGAAGUAGCGAAGAAAGAAAUCGUUUCGUCCAGCAUUACGAAUCAACAACCCAGUGGAGCCCUUCUGUUGCCUCUGAAGAAGCACUAUGUUGUGACUACCACUAUUGAGCCGAGUCAGGAAGAGUCCCUGGUUGUUGAUGAACAGAGCACUGUGACUUCACAGUACAACCGAUACCAGAACGUGUCAAUUACAACUGACCCAGCAGUGACUGCAACCACAGUCAGUUAUGGCCCAGGAGAGUUCCAAGGGACAGUCCCAACCUUCACUGUUGCUCCUGUUGUCCAGAAGAAUGUAGUGGUGACCAGGUCAACUGGUGCAGGCUUGGGAGAGAUACAGUGUAUGGCCACUGACCGACCAAUUGGUCAGAAAUCUCUAACACAGAAAACUACAGUUGUGACAAGUUCAGUUAACCCGGCAUCGGAAGGGGUGCACGAUGUGCUGUCCAAGCAGAUGAUUGGUCACGUUCCUGUUACCCAGGAGAAUUUGGUAGUCACUGGUUCAGGCAAUGUAGGUCUGAGAGAGAUCCUGCAUCACAGUCGUGUCAACACAGGCAAUUGAGAAAAAUGUGAGACCAGCAAGUCCAGCAGUGUAACAUACAAAUCAGUAUAAAAGUCUACCAAUGUUGUACAGUUAGUUCAAGAAUAGGGGUUUCCCUCAAUCUGUUCAUUACUUUGGCCUGAAAUAAUACUGGAGGAAAUAUUUUUUUAAAUAAUUUUAAAAAUGGUUAGUUUAUUUUUUGCCUCAGGUAGAAGCAGCAAGUUUCUUCACACCCCAUUCACCAGCCUAAACACUUAUCCCUUUGACCACCAACAUGCAGUGUUCCAUCAGUAAAUUCCAGCAGGCCAGGCAGCAUCUAUGGAAAAGAGUAAACGGUCGACCUUUCGGAUUCAAUGAGUCCUGAUGAAGGGCCUCUGCCCAAAAUGUCAGCUCUUUUCCAUACAUGCUGCCUGGCCUGCUGAGUUCCUCCAGCAUUUUGUGUGUGUUGCUCGGAUUUCCAGCUUCGGCAGUUUGUGGUCCAUUGGCAAAAUGCACUAUUAUUCGUUCAGAUUUAUUUCUAAUCUCUACAUCAAAACAUACAGUGAAAUGCGUUGUUUGCACCAACAACCAAAACAUCUAAAGAUGUGCUGGGGGCAUCCCACACUUUCCAGUGCCAGCAUUGCAUGCCCAAACACAGGAAUUUGACCUUCAAGCCUUAACACCAGGACUCACUGAUCAUGCCUCCUGUCCACCUAGACCUCCGACCCAGAAUUCGCCACCCUGGGGAUUGCUGGUCUCGGAUCUCGGUGCCUGCCGGCCUACGACCACCAAGCCCUCCAACUGGACUCCAAGUAUGGGCUCUUGCCCCUGACUCUUCAUUUACUGACUCUGAGAACUAACUCUCCCUCAUCCCUGUCCUUAAAUCCUAACCUGAGUUAUAUGGUUCAAAGAUCAGUUGGUUUAACACAUCAUUACACCCCCAAAAAAAGAGACAGCAUUAGCAUUGAGUAACACACACAAAAUGUUUGAAGAACUCAGUGGGUCAGACCAGAUCUAUGGAGUGGAAUAACCAGUCAACAUUUUGGGCUGAGACCCUUCUUCAGGACUGAUAUUAGGUUAAUACUAAAGUACAAAAGACCACAUUUACAGGUAAAACACAAGGUGCUGAGUAACUCCAGUUGACUAUCCCUCUGGCUGACCAUCUGAGUUACUCCAGUAAAUCAUUUCCAUGGCUUUUUUUUUAUUCUGGUAUUAUUUAACUAGUUGAACUUAAAAUUCCCCAGCAAUCAGGGGAUUUGAACCUGUGUAUCUGGACCAAUAAUCCUUAUCUCUGGGAUUGCCAGCCCAAUGACACCAAAGAAUAAUCACAGAGCCAGGGGUAUCUAAUGGCCCAAGUGACCUCAGUGUAUUUCCAUUCAGUGUUAGGUGGCGGCUCCCAAAACCAAUUGGGAAUAUCAGUAAACACUUCUUUCCAAGGGAACGGGAAGAAUGUGGGACAGGUUCAUAUAGGGAUUUCAGGUGGACAGCAGGGAAAGGUUGUGUUGAUAGGGUGACGGUAAUUAUAUAGGAAUGCUUAUCAGCCAUUGUUUGUAUCGAGUGGCAGGGAACAGUAGAAGGGUUGAGUGGCCCACUCCUGCUCUUGUUUGUAAGAGAUGUUAAGUGGAGGCUCAUCUAAGCAAUUUGAUGAAUCCAAUUAAGUGGCCUGCUUAACUGGAGACACAACAGACUACAAACAUUGAAACUUGGAGCCACACACAAUCUGCUGAAAGAACAGAACAGGUUGAACAGCGACUGUAGGGAUUGGUUGGGGGCGAUAAGGAAUUGUGGAUGCUUCAGAUUGAAGUGUUGGGAAUUCUUCAUCCCCCGCACGUUGAGUUCCUCCGUUGAUGCUACCUGAUUUGUUGAGUUCCCCAAGCAUUUUGAGUUUGUUGCUCAAGAUUUCCAGCAACUGCAGAAUAGUUUAUGAUAUUUCUACUUGUGUCUCGGUGCUAAUUUUGUGUGUGUGGGCACUCAUGUAAAGCUUCCCAGGAAAGAUCUCCUAAGAAACUGAAGUAGGGGAAGACGCCUCUCAUGUCUGCUUCCUGCAUUCAAUAGUUUCUGGUUGGUCUUUUGCCUCGGUACCCUUGCUUUACACUCAACCCGUCUCUAUUAUUUCCCAGAAUGAAUUUAAACUCUUUCUGAAUGUUCUGCUUUUGUUGAACAGAACUCUGUCCAAAGCAGCUUCCUGCUGUUGUGCAGGACAGAUGUAAUUUUCGGUGGAUUGCUCGCUUUCAUCAGCACCAGAGGGAAAUAUCUCUGAUAGGGCAUGCUAAGGAACUGCUCGUUGACACGUGCUUAUGAUCAGUGUAAUCUCAAUCAAUGUAACGUUUAGAAUUGAGUCUAUUUUUUGAAAUGGAGAUUUUAAGCUAUAUUUCACUGAAACAUUUUGAAUGGCUUUAAGUGUAUUAUGACCUUUUUUGUAACAAUAGCUUGCUGAGAUGCAUACAUAGACCGUUAACCUUCAUAAUGCAUUUUAUAUUAUGGGGCUUCAAAGUAAUAAUUGCUUUAUUUAGCAAAACAUAUUAAUCUGUGUCAAUUAACUUCAUACAGGAACCUGAGUAUAUGUUGAUUUGUCUCUUUAAUUUAGGAUUUUGUAGGUCUUGUUAUUAAAAAAUGGCAAAUUAAUCCAUGUUCUCUGUGAGGGAUGAUGUAAGAAAUUUGAUUGCUCAGGUGUUUUUCUGAAAAGCUGCAUUUUAUGUUUACACAUAUUGUUUGGAAUAAAAGAUUUUAUUAAGUAGAA